Messenger RNA from Wyeomyia smithii (pitcher-plant mosquito), 4363 nucleotides. It is a transcript of the gene MED24, whose product is annotated as mediator of RNA polymerase II transcription subunit 24. NCBI's taxonomy places the organism in Eukaryota, Metazoa, Arthropoda, Insecta, Diptera, Culicidae. Gene Ontology annotation, molecular function: transcription coregulator activity. The coding region runs from base 148 to 3171 and encodes 1007 amino acids. The record is from RefSeq and is a predicted model, not a curated record. Gene Ontology annotation, cellular component: mediator complex. The transcript is spliced from 9 exons.
GUACAACGAGGCAGUGUCAUCGAUUUGUUUUGGCAGCGUUUUCUAGAGUGUUCAACUUUCUUCGGCCGCUUUUGAUUCAAUUAUCAUUUACUUUUUGCUGAUCAAUGGAAUUUAUUUAAAAUAGAAAGUUUCGGAACAUCUGUCAUUAUGAUCAUCGAUAACCAGAAAUCCACCAGUAAAACUACGCUUCUGAAACUGAUGCUGAUGCGGGCUUGGAAAGAACGCUGGACCGAUUGCCAAUGGGGGAUCAACGUGAAAACGGUUUUGACCCGAGGCGUCAGUGGCGACGUCUACAAUUUGGCAGACUGUAUUGUACAACAGGCUGUCGUGGGCUCCGGCGCAAACACGCUCUUUCUGUCGUAUUUGAAACAUUCGCUCUGCGCCCAUCUCAUCUCCUACGCGGCUGUUUUGAAGCGGAUUUCAAAAUACGAACAUUUUGAAAUGUCCCACUGUUUGAUCGCGCUGCUUGAGUUUCUCGAUUCCAUCUUCGCAGGGGUGACCUGUCGGGGAAAGCAGGAGGAAAGCCUAUUGACCAAAGCAAUGGUUUCGUUGGUUUAUUGGUUGAUGCAAAUCUACGAACACACCAUUGAGGUCUUCAGUGAAAAUCGCGCGCUAACGGGUGAACAGCAGGAAGUGGUCGAGAAAAUGGCUCACGUGCUUGAGAAAAUUGUUCAAAGUCAAUUUCUACUGGGCGUCGUGUAUGUCGGUCGCUUCGAAGAUCCGGAUAUGUACAGUAUACUGGAGAAGAAAUGCGCUGGUAUCGACAAUAUUACGGUUGCUUCUGGUUUCGUUCCCUUGGCAGUUUGCCAGAAGAAUAUGACCGUUAACGAUUAUAUACGAAAAUUGGCUUGUAUCGAUUGUGAGACUUUGGAAAUGAAGGAAUUUGACAGCAGGAAUGUCGAGUCGAUCUCUUACUGUUUACAGCCCCUGAUUGCAAUUGAUUUCAUCCUCAGUCCAAAUUGCGACAAUCAAACCUACGUUGCAAAAUUUGUUGCGAUACAACGGCUAAAAGGUUACUCACUGUCCAGGUUAUACUACGAAGUUAUCCGAGCUUGUCUCGUUUGUCUCAACAAUGUAAACGGAACUUCACGGGAAUCGUUUGUCUGUGCUUUCACGUUCAUCAAGGUUCCGCACAUUUUGCGACAAACUCACUUCCAGUCGCGCCUGCUUAAUCCGAACGAGUUCGAAGAUGCUAAGCUCGAUUAUUCACCGGAAAUUGUAGAAGCUUUUGAGUUGCUUCUGCAGGAUGCUCCAAUUCUGGACUUUGUAGACGCAAAAUGCGCGUGCAAUACAAUCGAAUGCCUCUUGAAUGAAAUGUUGAAGCACCAUUUGGUUAAUGAGCACUACAUGAAGCUAAUCGCGGCGAAAAGAGAUAUGAUCACUGCUGGCUUGCAGAAGCUAGAGUUGAAUACCAACCAGCACUCGAUCGUGAAGUUUGUUUAUAGAGCAGAACCACCGCUGGUAGGCAUUUUGAAAUCUCUCAACGCUGACUACAACAAGAUGCAGGAAGCAAUGCUUGGAGUUCUGUGCCAGGUGUUAUCUGGUAACAGUUUUGAGCUUAUACUUUCGGUGGCUACCAUGGAGGGCAAACUGAAAACUUUCGUUUCCGGACUGAUCAAGUGCAACGAAAACUCGAAGCAAGUUCCGGGUGAGAUGGGCAAACCAGCUAUGACUCGGGCCGCCCUGUUCGAUGUAACAUUUCUAAUGCUGACCUUCAUUGUGCAACAUUAUGGAUCGGAUGUAGUUCUGACUGAAAACAGUGAUUCGUUCUUCGAAAAGUGGGUUCGCGAGUACAUGAUCGAAAAGCACAAAUCGAAAUCACCCAUGGCAAUGGUUAGAUCGUGCGACCAGAACAAAGUUGAUGAACUGAUCGUCAGCCUGAACUCACCGGAAGGACUGAAAGCUACGGCACUAAAGUGGCAAGAUAUUUGCGCCAACAUUCCGGGAUUGCUGUAUCAGGUUCUGCUAGCGUGGGAAAAUGAAACACUUUCCACUGGAGAAAUCAAGAAAUUUCUCGAUAGUUUGAAAUCCCGUUUCUGUUGCUUUUCGAUAUGUGCAGCUUCGUGGCUGUGUGCCUACAUGCAGAUCGUCCGACAAGAUGAACUGCUGAAACCGAUGAACAUGGUACAACAGUUCCUGACGGCCAUCAACAGUGAGGACAUGCUACAGCAGGAAAACCUCAAGGAACGGCUUAUGCUAACCGUUCAGAUUGUGCGCAAAAUGCAACAAGAUUUUCAACGUUUGCCGGGAGCCAAUGUGAAGCUGAGAAGUAUGUUUCAGUCGCAGAAUUUGAUCUCGCAAGCCCCAUUGGAGGAACAAUUCGAGGAGGUUUGGAAUAACGUGGUGGAACGCGGCUGGCUGCCCAUCGAUUCAACGCUAAUUUUGGAGAAUCUUUUGCAAUCUUGUGGACCGUUUUGGUUGGUCGAUAAACUUGUACAGCAAAUCUAUGGAUGCAAGUAUGUAAGGGAUAUGAGAAAAACUAUGGAUAUUGUUUUCGCUAUCAUGCAUUUGGAUAUCGAAAGAUGUACCGUCGCUCUGUUGUCGCAACUCGUACCGAUGAUGUUGCUGAAUAAGCUACAAAUUUCCGAAAUCAUCGAUCCCUUUUCGCGCGUGUUAGCAAAACUGUGUGUCUACUGCAUCAUAGCCACGAUGGAAGCUCCAACAUCACCGACGAAAAAACGCUCCCGUACGGCCUUGACAGCCGCCGGAGAGGGAGACGAGUUGGACGCGCUUUGCCCCACACCGAAGUUGCGCAAAAUGGGUUCCGAAUCGUGCGAUUCUAGCUCUAGUGAUUUCAUGCUGGAAAACGCCCUAGCGGUCCGGGAUGGACCAAGCAAUCUGAAGGAACCGCUGCAGACGUGCCUGCAGGCACUGUUCAAAACGUUCGCACAGUAUAUCGUUUCGGAUGAACUAUCGCCGAAGAUUUUCUUCAUGUUCCAGUUUCUCUCGCUGUUGGUCGAGGUGGGCAAGGACAGAAUCAAACCGGUGCUGAAGCUCAUCCCGAACGGCUUGAUUCAAAACAUGCUGAAAAUCAACGCCACCGAUGAUAUGACGGUUGGCUUUAUUCUAAGACUGUACGACCUCAACACAGCAUCAGGCAGACAAUUUGCAAUGUCAGAUUUAUGUUUAUUUCGAAACAUAGAUAUGCGCAAGGAUAGCAUUAAACUGUGACACCGCUGUGGCAAGGAAACCGGAAGAAAAUACAGCAGUCGAUAAAAAAACCCAGGUGAUCAGAAAAGUCUGAAACCGGAAAGAUCCAGUUCUGCAUAGAUGCAGUGAUUCAGUGAUCAUAUCGUGAAGGAUGCAAAUCAUUUGUUAGAUAUAUUGGUAGUGUUUUACCUGCUCACGGUGAACAGGACCAUGCCAUGAGUUCAAGAAGGACGGUGAACUGAUCGGUGUGACGUAACUCCGUGGCAACAUGUGCCUGCUGACAUACAGUUUACCAGUUACAGGAGUGCUUGCAUGGUCUUAAUGUUCCCAUAUGUUAGAAGGAGAGGCUGAACCAAGUAUUGUUGAAGCUUUAAGAGAUCGUAACAUGACUAUUACUAGUAUACCCAGAUUGGCGAGAGGCGGAACAUCUACGAAGGCGCGCGCUGGACGUUGGAUAAUUCGGAGAUCUACGACGAACAGUUGGUCCGCGUGCGACCAGACCGAGUCAAGCGCCAAACACAUUGUUUUGAGUAAUUAGCAAUUGAAGUUUGACCACCCAUAAAUUAAUCGUGUUUGAACUUAUCACUGAUUCAAUGCUAACACGUAAUGAACAGGGCUUAAUGAAUGUUCUGUUAUCAUAAAUACAUAUUUGGUUUUUAUUUUUGACACUUAUGCACUCAGUUCACUCUGGUCGAACAAAAACUUUAAAAAAUGGUCUUCAGUUUGGUCUGGUCCAACGUAUUUACUACAACAUAUCAACUUGACUAUUAAACAAGCUAUUUUUUCUCACUAGUCAAACGUAAUACAUAGAUAUCAACGCUGCUUUAACUCUCAGCCCAAUCUGUAUCAAAAAUUAUACAGCUGAUAGACAAACAAAGCUUUAUUUCUGUUGCUCUAUUUCCUGGUGCCAAAGCGCACCAAGUGGUAAGUGUUAAGAUAGUAUCAAUAUGAAAUGCUCUGGUAUUUUGAAGCGAGUAUUGUCUAGUUUUAUUGAUUUAACGUAUAUUAACCCAGACCUGAAGUAUGUUACAAGAAAAAAAAUAAUUUUAUUUGAAAAAUGUCGAAUGAAAAUAAAAUGCACUUGGUUCGGUCUGGCUCAACAAGAUCGUGAAAAAAAGUGAUGUGCCUAUUGAAACGAAGUUCGGCUCUGCGAAAACCACCUGGCUGUUUAUUUAUCUAAUUCUUAUGACAGUCGUCUUAACGAGCUGUCCGG